GUUGUAGUCCCCGCAGGGCGGGGGCACGAGGCCCAGGCUCCGCUUCCUUCCGGUCGUUACCGCCCACGGGCUCGUGCGGCGCCACCUCCUGGGCUCCGUUGCAGCGGACGCCAGUACCGGGCUCCAGGAGACGCAGGGUGACUCCGGACGCCGGGGCCGCAGACUGGGUCAGCGCGGGCCGCACCUCCUCGCCAUGGGCCCCCUCUCGGCGCGGCUGCUAAUGCAGCGCGGGCGCCCCAAGAGCGACCGACUGGGGAAGAUCCGGAGCCUGGACCUGUCAGGGUUGGAGCUGCUUUCCGAGCACCUGGACCCCAAGCUCCUGUGCCGCCUGACACAGCUGCAGGAGCUGGACCUGUCCAACAACCGGCUGGAAGCGCUGCCGGACAACCUGGGCCUGUCCCACCUGCGUGUCCUCCGCUGCGCCAACAACCAGCUGGGGGAUGUCACUGCCUUGUGCCAGUUCCCCAAACUCGAGGAACUCAGCCUGGAAGGCAACCCCUUUCUGACGGUCAAUGACAACCUGAAAAUCUCCUUUCUCCUGCCCAAGCUCCGUAAAGUCAACGGCAAGGAUGCGUCGUCAACUUACUCUCAGGUGGAGAACCUGAACCGGGAGCUGACCAGCAGGGUCACAGCUCACUGGGAGAAGUUCACGGCCACACUGGGCCCUGAAGAGGAGGCUGAGAAGACCCAGGCGGACUUUGUGAAGUCGGCCGUCAGGGAUGUCCGCUAUGGGCCCGAGUCCCUCAGCGAGUUCACCCAGUGGCGGGUGCGGAUGAUCUCUGAGGAGCUGGUGGCCUCCAGUAGGACACAGGUACACGAGGCUGACAGCCCAGAGAAGCCCCCAGAAGCCGGAGCUGCCCACAAGCCCAGGGCCAGACUGGUGGCCUUGAAAAGGCCGGAUGAUGUCCCACUCAGCCUCUCUCCCAGCAAGCGGCCUCUGAUGAAGCUGGAGCCCCUGCACUUCCUGCAGUGCCACAGCAAAAACAACAGCCCUCGGGACCUCGAGACGCAGCUGUGGGCCUGCGCCUUUGAGCCAGCCUUCGAGGAGGGGGCCACAUCCCAGACUGUGGCCACGUGCGGCGGGGAGGCCGUGUGCGUGAUUGACUGCCAGACGGGCAUCGUGCUCCACAAGUACAAGUCGUCUGGUGAGGAGUUCUUCUCUGUGGCCUGGACCGCCCUGAUGGUGGUCACACAGGCCGGCCACAAGAAGCGCUGGAGCGUGCUGGCAGCUGCGGGCCUGCGGGGCCUGGUCCGGCUGCUGCACGUGCGUGCCGGCUUCUGCUGCGGGGUCAUCCGGGCCCACAAGAAGGCCAUCGCCACCCUGUGCUUCAGCCCUGCCCACGAGACCCACCUCUUCACGGCCUCUUAUGACAAGCGGAUCAUCCUCUGGGACAUCGGGAUGCCCAACCAGGACUAUGAAUUCCAGGCCAGCCAGCUGCUCACGCUGGACACCACCUCCAUCCCCCUGCGCCUCUGUCCCGUCGCCUCCUGCCCGGAUGCCCGCCUGCUGGCCGGCUGUGAGGGUGGCUGCUGCUGCUGGGACGUGCGGCUGGACCAGCCCCAGAAGAGGAGGGUGUGUGAAGUAGAAUUCGUCUUCUCCGAGGGCUCCGAGGCUUCUGGACGGAGAGUGGAUGGGCUGGCAUUUGUGAAUGAGGACGUCGUGGCCUCCAAGGGCAGCGGCCAGGGCACCAUCUGCCUUUGGAGCUGGAGGCAGACAUGGGGUGGCCGGGGCAGCCAGUCCACGGUGGCGGUGGUGGUCCUGGCGCGGCUGCAGUGGUCGCCCACCGAGCUGGCCUACUUCUCACUCAGCACCUGUCCUGAUAAGGGGAUCGUGCUCUGCGGGGAUGAAGAGGGCAACGUGUGGCUCUACGAUGUCAGCAACAUCCUGAAGCAGCCGCCCCCGCUGCCGGCGGCCCCGCAGGCCCCCACACAGAUCCUGAAGUGGCCCCAGCCCUGGGCCCUUGGCCAGGCGGUGACCAAGACCAUGGUGAACACGGUGGUGGCCAAUGCCUCCUUCACCUACCUCACUGCCCUGACAGACUCCAACAUCGUAGCCAUCUGGGGGAGGCCAUAGCCUCACGCGUCGCAAAGGACCAGGGACACAGCUAACUAACUUAUUCAGCUCUGGGGUGAUAGGGGGUGGGGGGGUGGUGUCCCUAUCAAUCUGAGUAUUUUUAUUAAACUCUGGUCGAGAAGCCUGUGGAAAGGUGUUCCUACUUUGAUUGACAGGCUGGCCCAGCAGCUGAGGCUUCUAGAGCAGAGAGCCAUGGGAGCUCAUGGGUUUGCACGCUUCCC
Molecule: messenger RNA, 2295 nt
Organism: Cebus imitator (Panamanian white-faced capuchin)
Lineage: Eukaryota; Metazoa; Chordata; Mammalia; Primates; Cebidae
Gene: LRWD1
Product: leucine rich repeats and WD repeat domain containing 1
Exons: 15
Coding region: 194-2074 (626 amino acids)
Biological process (GO): chromatin organization; establishment of protein localization to chromatin
Cellular component (GO): nuclear origin of replication recognition complex
Molecular function (GO): chromatin binding; protein binding
Source: RefSeq, a predicted model, not a curated record